Penicillium olsonii is the source of this 699-nucleotide messenger RNA. Lineage: Eukaryota; Fungi; Ascomycota; Eurotiomycetes; Eurotiales; Aspergillaceae. The record is from the annotation of a GenBank genome assembly.
AUGGUCUCCACCACUAUCAACUUCUCCGGCCUUCUGUGCCUCUUCCUCGCUCUCGGCCCUGCCACCAUUCUCGCCUCGCCUCAGGCACCCGGCUUCCCAGUCCCUGAUAUCAUGAGCCACUCUGAGUCCACAAACGAGGACGGCAACAGCGACUUCCUGGCCGGCAGCGGCAUCAACGCAGGCAUCCCCGACGGCCCAUCCUUCAACGCCGGUGCAGGUGUGCACACCUCUCACCGAGGCCCCUGCGGCCCCAACUCCGGCGACGACUUCGAUGCCGGCAGCGGCAUCAACGCCGGUAUCCCAGAUGGUCCCUCCUUCAACGCCGGCGCAGGCGUGCACGACCACCGCGGAGGCGAGCCCUGCCCCGAGCCUGAGCCCUCCAUCGUAUUCCUGCCUCCUUCCCCAACCGCCACCAUCCAGCCUCCCACCUAUGCCCCAGUUCCCGCCAUCGUUCCCACUCCCGCUCCCGCUGUCCCAACCUACACCACCCCCAUCUACAUCCCCCACACCACCCCCGCAGUCUACGCGCCUGCCGUCCCCAUCGUCAAGCCUUCCACCGCUCUGAUCCCUCACCCUGCUCCUGCUCCCUCUGCCUCGCCCUCAAGCUCUCCCAUGCCUGUCUUCAACGCCGGAUCAUCUCUUGCUCCUGCGUCUGUCCUUGCAGUCGCAAUCCCAGCCGUUCUUGCCUUCUUCAACUAG